UAUGCCGUGGCUCUGGGUAUCGCUCACCUCUGCACCACCGACUCAUUGCUUGCGGUUUUCGCUUGUCCUUUAGGGGGUUCCCCGUCGGAUUUGACCCCGAAGCAGAGGGCUCAGCUCAUAUCGGACCUGACGGAGCGGCAGCGGGACCUGCAGGAGUCCCUGAGGCAGAAGGUUCUUGAGCUGCAGAAGCUGUGUCUGCAGGAGGCUGAACUGACGGGGCUGGUUCCCGCAGAUUGCCCCCUGGAAUAUGGUGAGAGACCUCCAGCGGUCACGCGGCGGCAGAGAGCUGGAUUCAGAGUCAGCGCGGCAGCUGUCACCCGAGCCGAGGAGGUGCAGCUGGAGCGCAUGGAACGGGAUUUUGCUCUGCAGCUACAGAUGGCAGAGGCAGCGCGGAAGCUGAGUGUGGCGGCAGAGCAAAGCGCGGAGCUGAGUGUGGAGCAGCGUAGGAAGAGGAGGCUCGUUUAUCUGGAUGCUCUGCGCAGGCUGCAGGAGCUGGAGGAGCAGAGCAACAACCUGCGUCGGAAGCUGGGCCUGAGACCGAUCCAACGCGUUCCGCGGACUCUGCUCGAGGAAGCUUACCAAUCAGAGGGCAGCUGCAUGGCAGAGACGGCUGCUUAUGAUGACAUUUUGGCCACUGCAAUGAGACCGUCUCCCCCUCGGAACGCCAGCCAUUCACGCGCCAUGUCCACCAGCCCCGAGCGGAGGGUUGGGUGGAAGACCGGACCACUGGAAAUGUACUGUGAGGUCCGCAACAGGAGAAACUCUAUGGCCGGCUCCUCCAGUCCCACUCGCUCCUUCCCGCGGAGUCUGUCCAGUCUGGAAGGGCGAAGUGUUCCCGCGACCCCCAUCCUGAGUCGUAACGCCUGCAGCAGCUCUGCCUUGAGGUGUGAGAGCUCGGGGCUGUCGCAGCGCCAGUGGUCGGGUAGCCAGGACUCCCAGGUCGGCUUUCACAGCGAAUGCGGAGCCGUGAGGAGCCGACGCAGCAACAGCUCAGAGGCCCUGAUUGAGCGGCCGCAGCCCAAUGAACAGGGGAAGCCUUCCUUUAAGAGUUCUGAAGCCCUGAGUGAGCGGACCCCCGCAGGACCCCAGCAGUGGGGAGGAAAGUCCCCUGACCCUUGUUUACCCAGUGGCACCGUCCGGGCCCCUUACGAGGACAUCUUGUUGGAGUAUUAUAUGGAACGACAGCAGCAGAACCGUGGGUGGGCUGAGCCGGAGGGGCAUUGGUGGGUGGAGCCAGAGGCCCCGUGGUGGGCAGAGCCUGAUGGAAGCGGCCAUUACUCGAGGCGGGAUGGCUACUACGAUGGGUACCCAGGCAGCCCUGCGCUUAGAAGCCGUGCAGACACCCAGCAGCGUAGGAAUGUGGUUCGCAACAAGUCAUGUGGCCCCCAGCUGCCUGAUGUUGGCCAUGCCCAGCAGCUUUGGCACAAUGACGGCUUCCUGCAGAGGCCUCCACAGCAACUGUCACAUCAGGGGCCACGGCCGCGGAGCCAGCCCCGUGCCCCCCCGCCUGAGACACUGGAGAGGAAUGUACACAAAGCUCUUGCCUUGGAGGGGCUUCGGGACUGGUAUCUGCGCAACUCUGCGGCCCCAGGGGGUCUACACCGGAGCCCUGCGCCCCCUCACCUGCACUACCAGCGCUACUCGCGUCCGGCCUACCGCGACGGGCACUUCCAGGCCGGCUCCCCUCUUCCUCAUUCUGUCAGUUUCACCGGAGCCCCUCUCCACGUCAGACACUUCUCCGAGUACCUGGCCGAGGAGUUCUGUAACCAGACGGGCGGUGUGAGCCGGGCACAGGAUGAGAGGUCGGCUGCGGACACCCCACCUGGGACGCUAGUCUGACGCUGGACACGAGGUCACGCCGGACGUCCUCCUGGGAUC
Molecule: messenger RNA, 1878 nt
Organism: Spea bombifrons (plains spadefoot toad)
Lineage: Eukaryota; Metazoa; Chordata; Amphibia; Anura; Pelobatidae
Gene: CCDC120
Product: coiled-coil domain containing 120
Exons: 8
Source: RefSeq, a predicted model, not a curated record